AUGGUGCUCAAUAAAGAGACCCGCCAAAUCAAGUUUUCUAUUCAAAAACCCAAAAAGCCGCCCACCAAGCGCAGCGGCCAGCCGGCGUGUGUGCGCUGCCGCCGCCGGCACGCCAAGUGUGACGGCAAUGGGGGUCCCUGCUCCCAGUGUGCGGCCGCGCGCAAGAAGUGCGAGUACCAGCAGGCCGAGCGCAAGGUGCUUCUCAAGGAGUCCGUCGUGACAGAAAUGCACGACCACGCGGCACAGCUCGCGGCCGAAAACGCACGGCUGCGCGCACUGCUCGAUGACGCGGCGCCAUCCAAGGGCCACACUCUUGUCGACACCGAGCUGCACAGCGCACUUUUGAAAGAUAACCCGGCAGCCAUAACCAGUAUAACCGUUGUUGUGUCCAAGAUCGGCCACAUCUGCAACGUCGCCGUCGGCACGGCUGCCGCACAAGUGUUUUUGCCCUUCUACAACGACGCGCUCGCCGCCAUCGACACGUUUGAAGCGUACACCGCCGGCUAUUACUUUCUCAACAGCGGCGUGCUCAAACAAAAAUUGUACGAGUUAUACGACGCCGACGAAAUCGACAGCCUGCCCUCGCACGCCAGCGCGCUCGCCAUCUGCCAACUCGAACUCGUUCUCGCCCUUUCCGAGCUGUUCCAACACCCCAGACCGUGUGCCACUCCAAUCCGGCUGUCCGGACUGCUCCUGGCUUCGGGAACAGUUCACAAUGUCGCAGACAUAGACGGCCUCGAGACGCUGCUGCUGUACAGCUACUUCCUCCUCCAGACGCGCGGCCUCGACGCCGCCAGUUAUACUUUGCAAGCCGCGCGUCUCGCACUCACACGCCAGUACCACUGCGACGCCGAACAGGACCACUCCGCCGCCACAGAGCACCGCCGCCGGCUGCUCUGGACAAUAUACGUUCAGGAACGCGUGAUCGCCGCAGCCCAGGGCUCGCCGGUGCUGCUGCACGACCACAUUCUCCGGUGCGAGCUGCCUGGCACUGCCCGCUUCGAACACCAGCACCCGUUCGUGUUCCCAGACCCGGAACCGCAGCUCGAACUCAUUGCCGUGACCAAACUCAACUGUAUGGUCUUACGUAAGCUGCACCCGGCACCACCCAACUGUAUAGCCACGGUGCGCGAGAUGGUGGUGGGUCUGCUGCGGUGGAAGCGUGCUGUGCACGAGAGCGUCGACUGCGACUAUAGUCUCAAGGAGGUGCACAACUCGCGCGCCACGGCCAAUAUCAUGCUCGAGUACUUCCAGGGCCUGAAUCUCGCCGUGCGCCCGCUGCUGCUCGAGCACUCCGUCGCCCAGCGCGGCCGCGGCUUCAUGAGCCUGCAAGACUGCCCAAGCACAGAGCUCUCGCUGCUCAACGCGUCGUUCCAGGCCUCCAUGAACACCGUGCGGUGUCUCUGGAGCCUGUGGGAGAGCGGCCAAUUUGUGCAGGGCGGCCGCUCCGAUUUGGAGUAUCUAUACAGUGCGGUGGCCACGCUCGUGUUGUUCAACGUGACUUUCGGCGUGCACGAAACCACGCGGUUCCACAUAGACCAUGCGCUCGCCGUGAUGCACGGCCUGGCGCAGUGCGACGGAGCGCGGCUCGGCAGGCUGUUCCUGGCACAGACGCUGGCGUUGCUGGAAGCCCUGGACGGCAGCGAGCAGCCGCUGCUGGCACGAUACCGCACAGAUGGCCCGGCAACCACACACCAGGGCUUUGCGGCCAACGUGUCGGUCGACGAGAUGCUCUCUGCUCUUUUGGUCACGUGA
Messenger RNA from Ogataea parapolymorpha DL-1, 1755 nucleotides. RefSeq lists its product as uncharacterized. The record is from RefSeq and is a predicted model, not a curated record. NCBI's taxonomy places the organism in Eukaryota, Fungi, Ascomycota, Pichiomycetes, Pichiales, Pichiaceae. Gene Ontology annotation, biological process: regulation of DNA-templated transcription; DNA-templated transcription. The transcript has a single exon. The coding region runs from base 1 to 1755 and encodes 584 amino acids. Gene Ontology annotation, molecular function: DNA-binding transcription factor activity, RNA polymerase II-specific; zinc ion binding; DNA binding.